AUGGGGAAUUGCCUUCGACAUGAUCAAUGUUCAGAUUCAGAGAUGACAUGGGGAGGUGAUUAUUGGGGAUCUCCAGGCUCUCCACAGUUGGAGAAGCUAAUCUUCACGAAGGACACAAGAAAUGGUGAGAAAAAGAGAGAAGAAGAAGAAAAAAAAGCUCAUCUAGAUGAGAUGCUAUGUGGGUCAGGAGAGAAGAAGAACAGAGUUGGAGGAGUGGCUUCUGCAACUGCUACUGUUACAGAGGUAAAGCUUACUAUUACAAGGAAGCAAUUGGAAGAGUUGGUAGGGAAGGCUGAUGCUCAAGGGAUGUCCGUACAACAGAUGCUUACACAUUUGAUGAACGUUGAUGAUAGACAUCAUCAUCAAGCUCAUCAUAGAUCUUGGAGACCUGCACUUCAGAGCAUCCCUGAGUGA
Macadamia integrifolia is the source of this 414-nucleotide messenger RNA. RefSeq lists its product as uncharacterized. The record is from RefSeq and is a predicted model, not a curated record. The coding region runs from base 1 to 414 and encodes 137 amino acids. Lineage: Eukaryota; Viridiplantae; Streptophyta; Magnoliopsida; Proteales; Proteaceae. The transcript has a single exon.